Molecule: messenger RNA, 1485 nt
Organism: Drosophila sulfurigaster albostrigata
Lineage: Eukaryota; Metazoa; Arthropoda; Insecta; Diptera; Drosophilidae
Product: myb-like protein AA
Exons: 2
Source: RefSeq, a predicted model, not a curated record
AUGGACUCGACAUUGUCCGUUGUGGGCGUGCCGCUGCGUGUGGGCGUUAAUUAUGCACCGAAAUUUAGCAUGCGACAAAUCUACAGUAAGAAGCACUUUCGCGCUGAACGCUAUCGCCACGAGGUCGCCAAUCAUUAUCGCGACUUCAAGAUGCAACAGUCGUCACUGUUGCAGAUGCAACGACGAAUGUUGUCGACGUCGGGUCAGCGACGUCAGCGACGUGUGCGUUGCGUCCGUUUGUUGCGUCCAUUGGCGCCAUUAGGGGCGCCAUCAUUAGCGUCAUCGUAUGCUCAAUUCCGUGGUCAGCUGCCCACCCAUGUGCACUACUUUCCAAGAUUCGGCGAUACGUAUACGCAACGUGGACGGCAGACGAUUUGCUCGGCAGCGCCACCGGACGACACCUACAACGAUACGUUGCGUCGCAUCAAAAGCGCCCAAAGCUGUGACGAACUGAAGGCGCUCGUGCAGCGUCAACUCGACUGACAACAGCAGUGGCGGCGUCGUUGUGGCAGCCAUGAUGGCCGCAACACCAACAGCAACAGCAACAGUAGCAGCAGCAGCAAUAGAGAGAAGUCCGAGCAACAACGUGACACUGGCGGCAAUUAUGAGCAGCGUGUGCUAGAUAUUAAUGCGCUAAAUGCGGCGGAAAACCUACAAAAACAGCAACGCAUCGACUUCUAUACUUAUUUGCAAUUGGCCAACGGAUACUACGAGCGCGGUUUGCAGGCGAACAUUAAGUAUCUGCAAUCGAUUGGGCAACGUAAUGCGAUAAAGCAACAGCAGCAGCAGCAACAGCAACGCCAGCGACUUAAGCAGCAGCAGCAGCGACGCUACUCGUUGGACGCCUGGCCACAACAACAGCAAGAACAAACAGUUGUUGAACAGCAGCCAACAACAAUAACAACAGCGACAACAACGACCCAUCGAUUGCCGGGUAGAUUGAGUGCGUUAUUGAAAAAUUUGCGGCAUCGCAAGCGUUGCCAGACUGUUGCGCAAAGCAACGUUGCCAUUCGUGUGCAUAUAGCGCCAGCGCAACAACAACAACAUCAACAGCAGCAAGGUAGCAUGUGUGAUUAUGCCGAAAGCAUUAACAAUCAUAAUAAUCAUCACAACAAUAUUAAUAAUAACAACAUUAACAACAACAGCAGCAGCAGCAGCAACAACAGCAGCAAUUGCAAUCUGCCAGCAAUCGAACAAAUUGAACAGCAACAGCGUAAACUUUACGAAAUAAUCGAUAACUUGAGCCAGCUCAGUUUGUGCGAUAACAAAAGUGGCGGCAAACGAUUACCGCUGAUUACGCUCACCGAUUACACGCAACAGGUGGCGCUGUAUGGCGGCAAUUUCGAUAUUCUUGCCAGUUGUCAAUUGCAAAUACCCAACGACGAAGCCAGACCACCAACAUAAUAAUAAUACAGAUAAUAUAUAUAUAUUAUAUAGCCAACAAAUAUAAUACUCGACAACAAGUGCAAUUAAUUGCCACACACA